AUCACCACCACCACCAACUCCUCCACCGUUGGCGGCGGCACUAUCCCAAACCAUCUUUUUGCUCGGGAUCUAAUCAAAUAAUCUCCUUUUUUCGAAAACCCAUUUCUUCUUUUUCAGGAUUUCUCCAAUCAAAUCUCUGCAAUUUCAUAUAUAGCUCAAAAGAGUGAAUAAGGUUGUGAAUUGUGAUAAUAUUAAAUGGGUCUUUCUACUUACCCAACUCCUUCCGAUGGAGGAGUACUUUGUGUUGUUUUGGUAAGCACGGUCAUGUCGAUCAAUAUGGUCAAGGGUUUGGUCAACUCAAUGCUCCGUGUGGCCGGUAUUCGAAGAACUACAUCAUCACUCGAAGAGUACACCAUUUCGAGAGAUGAGUACAACAUUGAUAACCAAUUACCUGAUUCACUUGAAUCGCGAGGCAGCCCUUCAAAAUGGUGGUAUAGUGAAGAGUUUCGAACCCGAAAUCCACCUAUCAAGUUCGGCUCAAUAUGUCAUCACGAACAAGAGUGCUCGGUUUGCCUAAACGAGUUUGAAGACGAAUCCUUAAUAAACCAGCUAGAAUGCGGCCAUGUUUUUCAUGCAAAUUGCAUGGAGAAAUGGCUGGACUGUUGGAACAUCACGUGCCCGCUCUGCAGGAGCCCUGUCAUGUCAUCCGAAGAGGAAGAAGAUAUGUCGUAUUUUUGUGACAGAUUGGAGUUCGAAGAGCUUGGAGCCAACUGAGCCAGAGCUGCGAACCAUGCCGGAGUUAGAGUUUGCGUUGCGGUGAUGCCGACACCUGAAGGAGCCAACGUGGGUGGUGGGCGAGCAAAGACACGAAACAACUAACUUGACAGGCGGUUUUCCAACUGGUGAUGAUGGUUGUGACAAUGAUGUUCUUUUUGAUGGAGAAUUAUCUCCUUCUGUCAUGCUUAAUGGAGAUGUUAUGUUGUUCAUCAUCAUCUUUUUCACAUCUAUUUCUGCUUUCUCAGGCAUUUCUUCCUUAAAGAAAUAAAUUAUAAAUAUUCAAUUAGGAUCCAAAAUUCAGAUAGAUUAUGAAAUAAGUUUACUUUCUUAAAGAAUCUAAAUUCAAAUUCAAUGAUAGAGGAACUUAAUUACCUUGGAUUAUUGAUAAGAUAACUUUUUUUCUUCAAUUUGCAAUAAUGAAGGAUGUUUCUUGUGGAGGAGAAUGAGAGAAAAUUAUUGAGACUAGAACAUGAAAGAUGAAGAGGGGAGUCCUUAAUUUUGCACCACUAUUUCAUUUUU
This is a messenger RNA of Impatiens glandulifera, 1236 nucleotides long. RefSeq names its product probable E3 ubiquitin-protein ligase XERICO. NCBI's taxonomy places the organism in Eukaryota, Viridiplantae, Streptophyta, Magnoliopsida, Ericales, Balsaminaceae. The transcript has 3 exons. Bases 196 to 714 code for a protein of 172 amino acids. The record is from RefSeq and is a predicted model, not a curated record.